Molecule: messenger RNA, 462 nt
Organism: Drosophila willistoni
Lineage: Eukaryota; Metazoa; Arthropoda; Insecta; Diptera; Drosophilidae
Product: pupal cuticle protein Edg-91
Exons: 1
Coding region: 1-462 (153 amino acids)
Source: RefSeq, a predicted model, not a curated record
AUGGAGUCGCUGAUGUUGCCGCUGCCGUUGCUGUUGAUGUUGUUGCUGGUAUUGCCGCUGGGCACUCACUUAACUGAAGCGGAGGCCGCUGUCCGGGAAGGUGGCUGGAUAACCGCAGCUGUUGACAAGGAAGUGGCGCCAGUUGGUGAUGUAAAAACGGAUUUGCUGUCAUUGGAGCAGGAAAUUGGCGGCUCCAUGGAGUCACAGCUGAGCACAGCGGGAGUGGUUGGGGAGCAGAAUGGAAAGCGUCGAGCUGCGCGUGGUCUUUGGUUUAGCGGCGGUCUCACUGGCUAUCCCUUUGGCAAUUGGGGAAGUGGUUAUGCUUGGUCAUAUCCCGGUUAUGGAUAUUAUGGUGGAUUGCCAUACAAUGGCAAUGGCAAUGGCUAUGGCUUGGGCUAUGGUUAUGGUGGCAUUGGCUAUUAUCCCAGUUACUUGGGUUAUCAGAAAAUAAUCUUGGGUUGA